AUGGGUGGAGACAUAGAAGAGCAUUCCCAAACGACCACGAACUCAACACUUGGCUGGAAAAGUUUUGUCUUCCGUAUUUCGGAAUUCCAUGGGCAUCAAAAGAAGAAAAAAAUUGUGAUUCAUGUACCAAUUCACAAAAAGAUCGAGAAACAUGUCCAUACAGUUUACAAGCACAUACAUCAUCACCACAAACCAGUAGUUAUAAAAGAGGAAAAAGUUGUGCAUCAAGAACAUCAUCCAAUCGUGCAUGAAGAACAUAUUCAUCACCAUGAGGAAGAGCAUGAACAUUAUCCUCUACAUGAAGAAAAAGAACCAAUAAUUGAGGAGGAACAUAUACACCAUCAUCACAAUUAUGAUCAUAUAAUCAAAGAUGAACACAUCUAA
Teleopsis dalmanni is the source of this 384-nucleotide messenger RNA. RefSeq names its product histidine-rich glycoprotein-like. The coding region runs from base 1 to 384 and encodes 127 amino acids. NCBI's taxonomy places the organism in Eukaryota, Metazoa, Arthropoda, Insecta, Diptera, Diopsidae. The record is from RefSeq and is a predicted model, not a curated record. The transcript is spliced from 2 exons.